Messenger RNA from Pteropus alecto (black flying fox), 4905 nucleotides. It is a transcript of the gene HACD1, whose product is annotated as 3-hydroxyacyl-CoA dehydratase 1. Gene Ontology annotation, molecular function: 3-hydroxyacyl-CoA dehydratase activity. The coding region runs from base 276 to 863 and encodes 195 amino acids. The record is from RefSeq and is a predicted model, not a curated record. Lineage: Eukaryota; Metazoa; Chordata; Mammalia; Chiroptera; Pteropodidae. The transcript has 6 exons. Gene Ontology annotation, cellular component: endoplasmic reticulum membrane. Gene Ontology annotation, biological process: fatty acid elongation; very long-chain fatty acid biosynthetic process; sphingolipid biosynthetic process.
CAAAAGUACAAUGGACGUUGAUUGACAGUUGUUUGAAGCCUACAAGGGGAUGAAUAUGUUCCAUUCAUUCCUUGUAGAGUCAGUGUAAAAAUAAUGUUUGUCAUUUCUCUCUGCGGGUUUUUUAAAUAGAGUAACGAACUGAGAAAAUAAUGAAACAUACACGCUAUUGCUAUAUAAAUUGUGGCAUUUGUUUUCAGGAAGAUCGGUGGUAAUUAUUUUGAUAGAAUUUUAUAAAAUACUUUAUUUUCUCUAGGUGGUUGGUUCUAGCUAUUGCCAUGGUACGUUUUUAUAUGGAAAAAGGAACACACAAGGGUUUAUAUAAAAGUAUUCAGAAGACACUUAAAUUUUUCCAGACAUUUGCCGUGCUUGAGAUAGUCCACUGUUUAAUUGGAAUCGUACCUACUUCUGUGCUUGUGGCUGGGGUCCAAGUGAGUUCAAGAAUCUUUAUGGUGUGGCUCAUUACUCACAGUAUAAAACCAAUCCAGAAUGAAGAGAGUGUGGUGCUUUUUCUGGUCGCGUGGACUGUGACUGAGAUCACUCGCUAUUCCUUCUACACAUUCAGUCUUCUCGACCACUUGCCAUACUUCAUUAAAUGGGCCAGAUAUAAUUUUUUUAUCAUCUUAUAUCCUGUCGGAGUUGCUGGCGAACUUCUCACGAUAUAUGCUGCCUUACCAUAUGUGAAGAAAACGGGAAUGUUUUCUAUAAGACUUCCUAAUAAAUACAAUGUCUCUUUUGACUACUAUUAUUUUCUUCUUAUAACCAUGGCCUCAUAUAUACCAUUGUUUCCACAACUCUAUUUUCACAUGCUACGUCAAAGAAGAAGGGUGCUUCACGGAGAGAUGAUUGUAGAAAAGGAUGAUUAAAUGACCCCUACAAACAAGGUGCUUUUUCCAGAAUAACCAGGAUUGCUUGAGUCCAAGUUUUAAUAACAAGAAUAAAUGACUUCACGAAAUAUUACAGAUUGUAUCAUUUCUUCAAAUACAACUUGAGACAUGUGGUAUUUGCCAGUAUUUGUCUUCACAUUGUGCCAGGUCCAUUUUUUUCUACAAGAACUAUGCAAGUAUUUACCAACUCCUGGGUAGAUGAUGAUCAUUAAAAAAAUAAUCGUGUGUUACCUGCAAAAAACCUUACAUUUAUUUUUUCCUUUUUAGUUUGAGUAAGUUUGUUUUUGCAAUAUAUGCUCAAAGCUUUUUUGGUCAAUAUAGAAAUUAGUUUAAUGAUUUAACCAUAUUAUGAUACCUGCUAGUGAUAUUGAUAUGAUAUUUAUAAAUGAAAGUAAAUACAGAAUUAUAACUCGUUAAUAAUGUAUUAGUGUUUUUUGCACCCAAGAUUUCUUUAUUUCAAGUGAUAAGGCAACAUUUUUUAUUAAUACCAACUUUUGGAAGCAUGAAUAUAUAAUUUACCAUGAUACAGUUUUCAAUAUAGAUAAAAUAGCUGUAUUAAAAAAAUUCAGGUAGAUGUCACAAUUGAAAAAUAUUCUUUGAAAAUAUGUGUAGGCCGUUGAAAUUGUGCAUACCACUGAGCAAAUUUAUUUUUAUUUGAAUUAACCACUUAAGGAUAACCUUUUCAACCCUAAGGAUUUUAAGGGAUUAGAAAGAAUAUAAGUAUAUACUUUGCCUCACUUGGAAAAUCAUAGUUAACAUUGGGUCUGAUCAUGAUGUUAUACUCAGAACUGUGGCCGAGAAAGGCUGCUGUCUAUCAUGGAAUCAUCAAAUGAAAAUCAUGUUAUGAUAAUCCCUUUGAAGUACUUAGGUAAUGAGAAGUUUUGGGCUAUGAUCUGAAACAGACUUGUUUUAUUCUGAAUUCCAUUGAAUAUCAAAAAGUCGUCAAACUCCUAUCUCUGUGUUGAAUAGAACGAUACACUGAAAGAUAUACUUUAAUACUACUUUAAUUCUUAAGUAGGUCCUUUAAAAAUGUUCCUCCUUAUGUAAAGGUAUGCUGCUUUACUGACUCAGUUUAGAGAGAAUACUAAAUAUGUAACUUUAUAAGAAAAGUAACUUUUGCCCACUAUAGAUCCAUAGGUGUGAUUUUGGCUUCAUGCGUUCUGUACUAUUUGCAUUUCCAUCAACGUAUAACAUUAGUCUUCAAAAUUUUGUGUUACCAUCCCCUUUUCAAAUUAUUUCAUGUGGAGGUUUGUAGUUCAGAACAGUUUUGCAAACUUUCAUUUUUGGUAACUUGACUUUUAAAAGGUGCUAUUUCUUUUAUUAUAUUACAUUUUAAUAUUUCCUCUGCAGCUGAAUGUUGUAAUAAGCAAUACGUAUUAGGUUACUAAUUCUCAAAAUGCUAAUGUUCAUUCUCUGCUUACAUGGCUUGAUCUGUUUUCAUCUGGAAUUUUUAUAUGGAAGACAUUUUCAAGGAGUUUUUAUCUUCGGUAACAUAGUAUAAAUAGUUCACAUAUUUAUCUCUUUAGAUGCCUAUCUUAUGAAAAAUAUUUCAAAUUCUUUUCCUAAAAUUUGCAUUAAUUCAACUUGUACUUCCUUCAAGCAGCGGUAAUACUCAGUAAUAUUCCCUGCCCCCCCACCCCCGCCCUUAAGUUGUGGAAUAUCUUGAAGUAGGAAUUGUGAUUAACUUUAAUAAAAAUGAAAAUGCAUCAAACUAUUCAGUGACUUAUAUUAAUAUAUUCAAAGUAUGUAUAACUUUAAGUUUAGUUCAUCUUCAGUAUCUUCCAUUUCAACUAGUUCCAAACUGUUCUUUGUGUAGAAAAGAAUGCUUAAACAGCACUUUGGUUUUAAAAAGAAAGUAUUUGUAAGUCUUUUGUACUUGUUUCCUGUGACUGUCACCGUACCUUUCCUUCCAAUAGCCUAGUCAGCACUUGAAUCAAAUAGAACUUGAAUUCAAUCCUAUAGACUUUAGCUUUUGAAAAUAUACAUCAAGAAACGCUAACACUAGCAACUUUCAAUGGGAUUUAGUAACAUUCCUUCAUAUUCUGGUUUUAGAUUUUUCAUAGCUUUAUUGCUUGAUACGUUAUACAAUAUGUAUAAUACACAUCUUUUAUUUUUCAUGGCCUUAAUUUGAUAUAAAUAUAGAAACAUCCCUGAUAGGUAUAGCUUAAUGAAAAUGGCAUGUCAAAUAAGUAUUAAAAAAGUCAUUUUCACCAAAGCUUUUGUAAUUUCUGUAGAUUCUUAGAAGCUUUUUGCACCUUUAGAUUUUUAAACAUCUGAUUAUUAUGCCACUGUCUAAUGGUUUCUGAUGAUAUAUUACAAGUGAUAGGGAAUUAUGUAAUAAUCGUUUUUUUUUCCUGCCACAAAUGUUUAUUUUGUGCCUACUGUAUGCUAAGUACUGUUUCCUCCUGUCACACCUCUCUCCACCCUCAACUUUGACACUAUUACUACACUAUUAGGUUAAAUUGCUUAGGAAGUCACAUUGCAUAAUAAUUAUCUGUACUUUAACAAAGUAUAUUUGGUAAUCUGAUGUGGCAGGGUUCUUUGUUACAUAUACAUGUUUAAAUAUAUCAGAGAACCACUAAAUAACAUUCUGGUUUAAAUCUACUUUCAAAUUACAAUUAUUGGUAUGAAACUGAUAAUAUAAAUCAUUAAGGCAGCAUUUAAGGAAAAAUUAACUAUAAAAAGCAACAUUUAAAAUAUUUUUCUAAUGAAUAUGUAAAUGUAGAAGUAUUUUCUUUUAAUAUAUAUGCAGAUCUGAAAUAUAUGUAUAAUAGAAUAAAAAAGAGCAAUACAGUUUUGUAAUUUCUAGUAUGAAAGCAUUAAAUUUCAUAUUUUGGGGCUAAAUUUACAAAACAUCUUAAAUAGACAUAAGUACUUCUAGAUAAGAAGCUUAAAAUAUAUUCUAAAAAUUUUAGAUUUUUUUAGUAUUUCUGAUAUAGCUUUUACAAAUGUUUUUAUCACUUUUGAUUUGAAAUGAUUUCAAACUUACCGGAAAAUAGCAAAAACCUAGAAAACUUUCACACAAAUUCCCCACCUGUUAACAUUCCGUUUCAUUUGCCAUAACUUUCUCUCCAUACACACUUACAAUAUUUUGUGCACCAUUUGAGAGAAGUUGAAAAACAUUAAUUCCUUCAGCGUAUAUUUCCUAAGAACAAGGACAUUCUCUGACAUAGCCACCAUACAGUGAUCAAAAUCAGGAAAUUAAUGUUGAUUGAAUACUUUUAUCUAAACCACAGCCUUUAUUCAAAUCUCAUCAGCCUGAUGUUCCGAACACGUGUAUGUUCUGGCUCUAGAUCCAAUCCAGGUUCAGGUAUCACAUUUAGUUGUCAUCUCUUUUAGCCUGGAAUAUUUUCUUUGUGUUUUGUGACUGACACUUUCAAUAUAGUACAGGAUGAUUAUUUUGUAAAAAGUCUCUCAGUUUGACUUUGUUUGAUGUUUCCUCAUCAGAUUUAAUUUAUUCACUCUUGGGCAGGAAUAUUGAUUUGCUCCAUCUACCAGUGAUACUGACUUUGAUGUUUUAGAAUUUUUGUGUUUCAGUAUUUUGGUUACAGAGUUAACACAUAGAUAUUUUGCUAAUAGAAGGCCUUUUGGUCUAAUUCAUUGGAAUUUGGCUUUGAAACAAGGCCCUGAAAUUUUUUUGUUACCUGAUUAAUAUGCCCGUGCUCUGAUACACGAAGAUUGAUGUCUUUUUAAGUGCUUGAAAAGUAGUAAAUUCUUUUAUAUAUGCAAUUUCCAGGCAUAUUAUUAACUCACCUUUAUAUUGGCUUUUAUGCCGCUAGACUAUAAAACUCCAUAAUUAACAUACUUUGGUUUUGCUUUAAAACUAUUAAAUAUAGCAUUCUCUUCUAUGUUAUUAUAUGCUCUUAACUGUGGUAUUCCACUUUGCUAAGAUGAUAUGUAAAUGCAAGAUUGAAAUUGCUGUAAAAAUACAUUUUAUUUCUUGAUUUACGAUAGUGCCUUACCCCUGUGUUUUAAAAUGCAGUUUGUACAAUUUGAAAAUUAAAAAUUAUUCUUAAAUCCA